Phragmites australis (common reed) is the source of this 2036-nucleotide messenger RNA. RefSeq lists its product as uncharacterized. The record is from RefSeq and is a predicted model, not a curated record. Lineage: Eukaryota; Viridiplantae; Streptophyta; Magnoliopsida; Poales; Poaceae. The coding region runs from base 105 to 1343 and encodes 412 amino acids. The transcript has 3 exons. Gene Ontology annotation, molecular function: protein binding.
AGCUCAAAAGAAGGUGUUCCAUUUCUGGGAAGAGAAGCUGCUCCCCGCCGAGGACCAGGAUAAACCGAGAGAUACAGCCAUCAAUUUCUGAGUCGACUCGAGCCAUGGCCUCCCAACAACCACCGCCGCCGCCGAAAUCCCCAUCCGUACCCUACCCCACCACCAUAAGCGCCAUCGGCGACGACCUCCUCCGCGAGAUCUUCCUCCGCCUCCCCUCCCUCCCGAGCCUCGUCCGCGCCGCGCUCACCUGCCGCUCCUUUCUCCACGCCGUCCGCUCCUCCUCGUCCUUCCGCCGUCGCUUCCGCGCCAUACAUCAGUCACCCCUCCUCGGCCUCUUCUUCGACCCCGACGGCCCUGCCAUCCCCGCCUUCGCGCCCCUCCGCCGCCGCUCCGAUCCGGACCUCGUCGCCGCCGUCCGCGGCGCCGAUUUCUUCCUCACCCGCCUCCCCGACGACAACGACGCGGCCCCCGGGUGGGAGAUCCGGGACUGCCGCGGCGGCUACCUCCUCCUCAUCAACUGGAGCACCGAGCAGAUCGCCGCCUACAACCCCCUGACGCGCGCCAUGGAUCUGCUUUCCCCACCGCCCGACGAGAUCUCCGAUGACUGCAUCGGCUACUUCACCUACCUCGACUAUCACAUUCUCUCCUCCGACGAGGAACCCGGGUCGUUCCGCGUCGUCUGCGCCUGCCACGACGAGUCGCGGGCGCGCGCCGCCGUCUUGUCUUCGGACACCCGGGAGUGGCUGAUUCUGCCAUGGGCCGCGGCCGCGACGCCGCAGCCGGAGGAUGACAAGUACUGGCUUUACGCCGGAACGCUUGUGAACGGGAUCAUCUACUGGACGCACACUAACCAGGCAUACAUGCUUACGCUGGACACCGCGUCGCUGCAGUUCUCCCGGAUCGACCUGCCGCCUUACCUGAAGGGGCAAGGCCACACGUUCAGAGCCGGGGAGACUAAGGACGGGAAGCUCUGCAUCGUCUGCACGAUCGAAUUCACGCUUGUUGUUUGGUACCGGAGAGUGGACGAGGAUGGCGAUGAGAAGUGGAUGCUGGACAAGAUGUUCCCGUUGCAGACAGAGAUCGUUGAGGCCACCGAGGGCUCACUGGAGGAUCAUGGUGCCCUCAAGGUUGUGGCUAUAAUCGACGGCUUGGUGUACUUGUCCACCUACGAGACUUUCAACGAUGCUGAUUUCCCGUGCUGGUUCCUGUCCUUCUGCCUGGAAACUGGGGAGCUGGAGAAGCUGUUUCAGAAGAGAUAUGACAGUCAUGUUCAUCCCUACAUUAUGGCGUGGCCUCCUUCUUUGGUAGGUAACACCGUGGACCCUGGGUUCGAAGGUGCUUGAGGAAAUGCACGACUAGGUAUCAUAACCUGGUGGAAGAAGAAAGUAGAACAGUGCCACUUGGUUACCACCACCGCUCUUCCACACACUUGUGCACAGUGCCGCUGCCAUCCCCUAGCAGGCCGCUUUGAGGUUGGAAAGACAAUUGAGAGAUUCUCCAUUUCAAGGUUAUAGAUCAAACAUUGUUCAGCUUGAAAGUAGGAAGAAAGUUAUUCCGUGGCCUAAAGCUGUUUGGAAGAUAAGGCGUCACAUCAACUAGGUGAGCCAUCACAGAUGAGCUGCAGCAUUCCGUUUCUUAUUUUUAUGGAGCCUACUGUGAAGUCGAAGGUGACAUCCCCGUCUGCAGCUGCCAGUAGAAAUGAUUAUACCAUCCGCACAUGUAAUGGUGAAUAACACUGUAUGCACCGAAUAAUCAAUCAAUGAGAUUACACAUUCAAUAAACAAAACUUUUUUAGGCCCUGAUUGGUAGAUCUCCCAGGGUCGAUUUACCCCUGAAUCUAGAGAAGAUCUACGAAACACCCAAUUUCUCCCCCGCUCUACACAGGGUUCACGCAGAACUGAUUCAUAAUUGUAGGGUCUGUAUUCGGUUAGUUUGGCCAGUUUUUUUUUUUAAAUGCUAACCGGUAUGUAAUUUUCGGUUUUGCAUUCUUGUAAACCAGAUUAACCGGGUGAAAAAUUUGUUAAUUUGGUUGAUUA